AUUGUUGCUGGCGAGAGCCUUGUCGAUCUGGAGUACGCAGAUGACAUCGACCUCAUCUUUGAAGACCAUAGCGAAGCACAGGCCCUGUUGAAUAAACUGACCACCAUCAUACCAUCUUUUGGCAUGCGACUUGCACCUUCAAAGUGCAAAGUUCUGCUUCAGAACAUGCCAUCUGCGAAUAUAUCCCUUACAAUUCAAGGAGAACCACUGGAGAUUGUGGAAAACUUUACACACCUCGGUAGUUGUAUUAGCUCUGAUGGAAGUGCGUCUGAUGAAGUCAGUGCAAGAAUCUCAAAGGCUCGAAUCACGUUUGCUAAUUUGCGUCACUUGUGGCGUCAAAAAGGCAUCUCACUGGAUCUUAUGGGUCGUGUGUACCAGGCUACAAUUCUUCCAAGUGCCCUACCAUCAGAUGUGACUUCAGAGUGGAACGAGAUCGCCAACUGCUUGCAGAGCGUUGGGAGUUUCGCCUGUGGCAUGGCACUAUCAGAUCCACUCAGGCACUGGAUAUCAGACCAGUGGCACUGCUUAAAUCUCGGAAACAUUCCAGCCGAUCCUGUCCGUAAUUUGGUCCUACGAAUUAUCAGACGUGGAGUGAAAGCCAAGGAAAUGGAAGAGGCUCAUGAAGCCGGUAAUGGCGGGGGGCUAUCUCAGUUGAUCCGUGCGGCCUGUCUCCGGAAACCACCAAUGAGCGAAACCAUCAAGGAUCAGAAUGGGGUGACCAUCUUGAAUAAAGAAAACUGUCUGGACCGGUGGGCCGAAUACUUUGGACAGCAGUUAUUUUGGCCACCAGCUGCCACUCAUCUGAAACCUACAGCUGACGUAGAAUCCUGGAUGGUGAUGGAAACUAUUACGGCCUCGGAGUCGCGGCGACGAUUUCAAUCUGGGUAUCCUGCCCGGCCUCAUCCUGCGUUCCAAGUAAUGGCCUCCAAGCGAUUACCUGCAGAUACCUGGAAUGGCCCACGCUACCGAAUCGUGGUAGUUGGCGAUGGGGGCGUGGGCAAAUCAGCUUUAACGAUUCAAGUGGGUACAACUAGUUAUUUCCAGCGUAUGUUUCAGGAAGAUCAUGACCCAACAAUUGAGGAUUCAUAUAUACAAAACAAACAAAUAGACAACGAAUGGUGUGUGAUGGACGUGCUGGACACGGCAGGUCAGGAGGAGUUUAGUGCUAUGCGGGAGCACUAUAUGCGCAAAGGUCAGGGGUUCAUCAUCGUCUUCUCCGUGACUGAUCCACACAGUUUUGCCCAAGUUGAACGAUUUCACACUCAGAUCCUCCGGGUCAAGGAUCGGGACACGUUUCCCAUGAUCCUUGCAGCGAAUAAAAUAGAUUUGGUGCAACAGCGCAAAAUCACCGAGGAAGAGGGACUUCAGUUGGCUACAAAGCUUAAGAUUCAGUAUAUGGAAACCAGUGCCAAGGAUCCCCCUGUGAAUGUGGACAGUCUCUUCCACGACCUUGUCCGGAUUAUCAGACGCCAACCCGUUCAACCUCCUCCCACGUAUAGUCGACCGGAUCAGAAGAAAGUUCGUUGUACACUUUUAUAGCGGGAACUAUGUAGGAGAUCAGCUUCCAUCACUGCCUUCACUCCUGUCUGUCUGCCGCCCUCUAUUCGACACUACUUCGUUUGCAUCCCAAGCGGGUCAUGCUACUUCGUACACGGCCCUACACACCCGUCUGUUACCAUGUCUGAUACCACAUGUCGGCCGAUGUCAGCAGUGCCUAUGUGAUGCACUUCUCUUGCGAAUCCGUGUGGAAUACUACCGGUGGUUGUCUUCCUUUUCUCACUGUACUAAGAUGUGCGCACCGUGAAAAUCCCCGUGCCGCUUUUUAUGCACCGAUGUAAGUUUGCGAUAACAUUUUCCUUCGUCGGGUCAGCGACCCAACUUGUGCGCUAGCAAGCUACAACCCUUCAUCCAGUGCAAUGCUCGCGGAAACUGAGCCGGAACAGAGUCCGGCCUACACGCUUUUUCACACAAGCAAUUCUGUCUAUUCCUAAAUCUGCAAACAAUGACUGACUGUAUUCCUUUGUUUCCAAAGUCCCCCAUGGGUUGUUUUCACCACUUCAACAUUAUUCUUCAGCUCUGUGUGAACCAUUCAUUUUCAUGUUCACCCCCUCCCCCCAUCCACAUGUUCUUUAUCAUAUCGCCUCUGGUGUUUUCGUUGAUCCGACCACUCGUAACUCGAUUUAAUUCGUCCUUCAACUUCAGUAUGUUUAUCUAUUUUUGGUACAUUCUUAGCAAACGCAAUACUGUUCACUAUGUAUACUAUUUCCCUUUGAUGAACAAGUUGGGUCAGAGCAGCGUCCAUAUUGAGUGGUCUCCAUAAAUGGCUC
Opisthorchis viverrini is the source of this 2327-nucleotide messenger RNA. RefSeq lists its product as hypothetical. The annotation marks the transcript as partial. Lineage: Eukaryota; Metazoa; Platyhelminthes; Trematoda; Opisthorchiida; Opisthorchiidae. Gene Ontology annotation, cellular component: plasma membrane. The record is from RefSeq and is a predicted model, not a curated record. Gene Ontology annotation, molecular function: GTPase activity; GDP binding; GTP binding. Gene Ontology annotation, biological process: signal transduction. The transcript is spliced from 8 exons.